This is a messenger RNA of Recurvomyces mirabilis, 837 nucleotides long. It is a transcript of the gene YTH1, whose product is annotated as RNA-binding component of cleavage and polyadenylation factor. The transcript has a single exon. The record is from RefSeq and is a predicted model, not a curated record. Gene Ontology annotation, molecular function: RNA binding; metal ion binding. Lineage: Eukaryota; Fungi; Ascomycota; Dothideomycetes; Mycosphaerellales; Teratosphaeriaceae. Bases 1 to 837 code for a protein of 278 amino acids.
AUGGCCGACGUCGAAAUAAGACUGGCGCCACCUGAUGCCACACCACCCUCUCUAUCCCUCACCUCCCAAAUCCUCAACCCCCAAACAUCAACACCACCUCACUUCAACUUCGCCCCGUUCCUCUCCUACUACCACCCGACCCUCGGCGCCCCCUCCAAAGUCACGCGACCCAUCUGUCCCGACUUCAAAGCCGGCAACUGCAGGAACGGUCCCACCUGCCCAAACCGGCAUUACGUCCCCCCCAACGAGCGCAGCGGCAUCUCCAACCUCAUCUGCAAGCACUACCAACGCGGUCUCUGCAAGAAAGGCGACCACUGCGAAUUCGCCCACACCUUCAACCUCCGCGACGAGCGGGAAUGCAAAGAGUUCACUCGGUAUGGUAUCUGUCCGCAGGGAGACGACUGCACCUACCUCCACAUCUCCCCCAACAGCAGAUUGAGAGACGCCGCCUGUCCCCACUACACCCGCGGUUUCUGCCCGCUAGGCCCUUACUGCUCACUCCGCCACAUCAAACACCCGACCCCCUGCCCCUUCUACCUUGCCGGUUUCUGCCCUAACGGCCGCGCUCACCCACCUGGACCCGAUAAAGUUGUUAGCUGUGAGCACGGCGCGCAUAUGCGGUGGAUUAAAGACGAGGACUUGAAUCCAAGGAAGCCGGAGGUGAGGAAGGGGAGGGAUGUGGAGACGGAGAAGCGGGAGCAGGAGGAGCGGGAGGAGGAGUAUUUCGCUGAGAUGGAAAGGCAGAGGGAGAGGGAGGCGAGGGGCGAGCCGGGGAUGGGGCGGUGGGGAAAGGGGAUGAGGAGGGGUGGGGGGAGGAGCUUUAAGAAGAGGUUUUAG